UAUUGUCGAGACAAUGCCGUCGAGCGUGCCUAAGGAGUCUGCGCUGGGGACUUGCAAGCAGUGUCAGGUCAAUGAUGCGGUGGAAAAUGUUCGAUCUCGGCCAAUGUGCAGGGAUUGCUUCUGCAAAUAUAUCGCGACAAAGGCUGUAAAGCGCAUGGAAAAGUUCCGCACAAGGUUUUCCACGGCAGGCCAGCAACGAAUGCUACUGCUACCUCUCUCGAUGGGUGUAUCUUCGCUGGCACUGCUACACUGUCUGGACGAGCAACUCAAACGCCAGAUUGAAAACACAGGACGCACUGGAUUCGUACUGCAAGUGCUACACGUAGACAUGACUGCCGUAGUGCCCGAAGGACCUUCAACAACAGACCUCGACGCCAUCAAAGAACGCUACCCAACACACACAUACACAUCCAUCCCCAUCUCCUCGGUCAUGGAAGUAGAAGACGUACAAGACCUGCUCAAAGAAUACGGCAUCGACACCCCCGCCACCGCCACCGCCGCUCUCAAUUCCUCAGGCCUCGAAACCACAAACCUCCAAUCCCUACAGUCCCUCCUCCACGCCAUCCCCACCGCCACCGCCCGCGCCGACGUCCUCCAAAUCCUCCUCCACAAACUCAUCGUCGAUUUCGCAAAAGCAGAUAUCUGCGAAGCCAUCCUCUGGGGCGACAGCACAACCCGCCUCGCCGAAAAGACACUAGCCGAAACCGCAAAGGGCAGAGGUUUUGCUUUGGCCUGGUUGGUAUCUGACGGCCCUUCUCCCCAUGGAAUCGAUUUCUACUACCCUCUACGCGACCUGCUCAANAAGGAGAUUCACGCUUAUGCGACAUAUGUGAACCCACCGCUUACACCGCUGGUUGCCCCCGAAGCGCCUCUGGAAACGGUGGUGAGUGCAAAGCACAGUACUAUCGAUGGACUCAUGCGCAACUACUUUGACGCCGUGGAGAAAAAUUAUCCCAGUAUUGUUGCCAAUGUGGUGAGGACGACUGCAAAAUUGCAGGCCCCUGGUGCCGGAGACGCGAGUUGCAGUCUUUGCGGUUUGCCUUUGCUGUUGACGCCGAGGACGGAAGAAGGGCUGGUUGCAGAGGGCAAGGCUCCGCCGCCGCUGUGCUAUGGUUGUAUGAGGAGUGUGCCCAUGUUUUCGCCU
Molecule: messenger RNA, 1144 nt
Organism: Aureobasidium uvarum
Lineage: Eukaryota; Fungi; Ascomycota; Dothideomycetes; Dothideales; Saccotheciaceae
Source: the annotation of a GenBank genome assembly